UAUUAUUUUUUUUCUCCAUCUCAAUUUCCUCCUCUCUAUUCUUUCUUUUAUUCCAUCCUUUUCCUUAUUCCCACUCUCUAUCCCCCCACCCCCCAACAAGUAUAAGUUUGUAGAACACUAAAACAAAUAUUAUCUCUCGAUCUUAUUCUCUUUGCUUGGGGAUGAGAUGGGGAGCAAAGGCGGCGAUCAUGGCCUACAGCAGGAGUUAUUCCGAUGCAAGAUUUGCUUAUUCCGCUCUCAGCACAAAUACUGCAGUGAUCUUUACCCGAAGGCUGAGGCGUAUCGCGCGUGCAAUUGGUGUCUAAGGGAGGAAGGAGCGAAGCACCUUCAUUAUAAAGAAGAGAACACUACAAUCGAAAACCACAACAGUAACAACAACAAUAACUCGACAUCUUCUUCCUCUAAUACCAUCACUACUAGUAACACUAAUGGGUUAAAGCUCCAUCGCGGGUCGUUCGCUUCGCACCUAAACAAGCCGAUAAAGAAGCAAAGACUACUAUUGAAUCGAUCGGCAUCGGACGUGACCGAGCGGCUACGAACACCGGAGGAGGUGUCACCGAGCUCAUUAGGGAAGGGGAGGCAAGCAUUUAGAGGCAAAGUUAGAAGGUAUAAGCUCUUAGAAGAGGUAUCUAGCUAGCUAGUUAGCUAAGUAAUGAUCCUUUUGGUAUGUGAAAAGUAGUACAUACAUCCUUUUUUUUCCCUCUUUUUUUUUUGCAUGUAUAGUGUUGUGUGAUGAAUCUAGAGAGAGUGAUGUGAACGUUUGCUAUUUAUGACUUAAACGAAAAGAGAAGGUUUUGAUGUGGUUUUUUCCC
Messenger RNA from Ananas comosus (pineapple), 812 nucleotides. RefSeq lists its product as uncharacterized. The transcript is spliced from 2 exons. The coding region runs from base 167 to 637 and encodes 156 amino acids. NCBI's taxonomy places the organism in Eukaryota, Viridiplantae, Streptophyta, Magnoliopsida, Poales, Bromeliaceae. The record is from RefSeq and is a predicted model, not a curated record.